CCCUUCACCCUCUUUAUAUUAAUUUUGAAUUUAAGGAACACAGACUUUCUUUAAUCUUGGUAUGCUUUAUAAAAAUUAGUUCUUGGUGCAAAAACUUACUAUAUGAAGAAAAAAAGAAAAAGUGAUAUUGUUGUAAUUUUUUUAUCAUUAUAUACUGUGUUUAUUAUUUAUGUCAUUCUAAUAGACACUUAAUAUAUGUUUGAUAUAAUAGUCAUGUAAUACUGUAAAAGUAAGAUGGCCAUAACUCUACAGGUGGAGAUGAAUCACGAAGGUCAGAGGGAAGCCAGAGGCCCAACCGCAGCCUCUAAGAGAGGACACAAGACUCGCAAGAUGCACCGAUGUAUCUAUUGUCCCUAUGCCAGUCAUUUCAUAACAAAUUACCGGAAACACAUGUCAACCCAUACUGGGGAAAAGCCCUAUGCCUGUCAUUACUGUCCAUAUCGUUCUAAUGCAAGAGAUCACCUCUAUCGUCACAUGCAAAGGCAUACGGGAGUCAAGCCCUUCAGAUGUUCCUUUUGCCCUCUCUCAUGUGCAAGGAGAGUUGAUCUGAAUAACCACAUGCUUACUCAACAUGCACAUAGUAGCAUGGACAGACCACUGCCAGAUGUGGUGUGAGUUAGCUGGCUUGGAAGAAUGAUGAUGGAAAUGUUGGUGUGGUCUACUUGCUUAUGGUUAUUUUCAUAUCUGCUUAACUAUUUGUGCAGUAGGAGGAAACUUUUUUUACUGUUCUAAAAACUAGUCUGAUUGUGAUAUCAAGUUGGAAUACUACAAAGCACUUAGCAAGAUUUGGGAUUCUUUUUUUGGACACUUAGUAUUUUUCAAAUUUAAGCGCUACUUCAGGAGAUGCAUACAUACAUACAUACAUGUACAUGUACAACUUUGCAUUAAGAUACUGAAAUGUAUUAUGAUUAAUCAUGUUUAAUGAUUUAUUAAUCCUUCUCUUGUCUCUGAAAAAAACGAGUAUUAUGUGUUAUCAGUAACAAGAAAAUUCUAGGUAUAUUGAGAAUUUUAGUGGACUGUGUGGUAAAUUGUAACUCACUCUUUUGCUUCUAUACUGUAAUGAAUUAAUGUCAUGAAAAUGUUCAUAUUUUUAUAGAAAGAUAUCAGCUAUGAACAACAAUGUAGUGUAGAACAUAAUGUAAAUAGUCAUAAUAGUUGCCCAAAUGUUAUUCCCUAUUUGUUUUUGCAUUGAUUUCUCAAAGAAUAAUGAGUAAUUUAUAUCAUGUAACACAACAGGUCAGAAAGUAAACUCUUCACUUGUUACUAGUUUAGAUGCUUAAACCAAAAUACAUUGCCCUUCCCUUAUGUAAAAGCAUACCAAGCAUUUGACAUUUAAAUUAGUAUUUAUUUAAGAUUAGAGUUCUUAUCAAUUUGUUAAGUUUUAUUGUAAUGAUUUAUACUUUUUUCUUUACUUGUUUUCAGUUGAAUGAGUAAUAACUAUAAUGUGAAAUAGAUUUGUUUUUCUUUAAAU
Messenger RNA from Penaeus vannamei (Pacific white shrimp), 1471 nucleotides. Lineage: Eukaryota; Metazoa; Arthropoda; Malacostraca; Decapoda; Penaeidae. The record is from RefSeq and is a predicted model, not a curated record.